UUCAAUGCCAAUAAUGCUGACAUCAGUUAUGUCACCGACAAGAUAGUGAUGUGCACUUGAUUAUUUAUACUCGUUCAAAUUUGUCGUGCAAAAAGUUCAUCUUUCAUCUUUCGAGAUGUAUCUAGUUGGGUUGACAGGUGGCAUCGCUACUGGGAAAAGUACGGUUGCUGCUGUCUUUCGAGAAUAUGGCAUUCCUGUUAUAGAUGCCGAUUUAAUUGCCCGGAAAGUCGUCGAGCCAGGAAAGCCAGCAUGGCAUAAAAUACAGAAGGAAUUUGGACCAGAAGUAUUUUUGGACACUAAACAGUUGGAUAGAUCAAAAUUGGGUGAUUUAAUAUUCAAUGAUGUCGAGAAGAGAAAAAAACUCAAUGCCAUUACACAUCCGGACAUAUACAGAGAGAUAUAUUGGCAGACAAUUAAAUAUUUUUUGCAAGGUCAUCCUUUUGUAGUCAUGGACCUGCCAUUACUUUUCGAGACAGGACACAUGCUGAAUUACCUGCACAAGAUUAUAGUUGUAACAUGUGAAGAAGAUCUUCAACUACAACGAUUAAUAGAACGUAGUGGAUUUACAGAAGCUAAAGCGAAAUUAAGAAUAGCUGCGCAAAUGCCUUUGGAGAAAAAAGCGGAGAUGGCGAAUUUUGUGAUUGAGAAUUCGGGUAAUGCAAGAGAUACCAGAGAACAGACUAUAAAAGUGAUCAAUGUAUUACGAUCUUCCAAGCAUCAUUGGAAAUUGCGUUUCCUUGUUGGAUUUUGUUGUACUGUAUUAUUAGCUGGCGCAUAUUGGCUAAAAAACAGAAGUUCCAGAUCUUUAUCUGCUGCGACAUGAAAUCUUUCUAUUAAAAUUACUCAGUUUUGAGAGAAAUCUCCCUCUUGUGUAAAACGGUUCUCUUGUAUAAACCAUAGUUAUGUGAAAAAAAUGCGUGAAUUUUUGUUAUCUUGUUAUGCAAAACUGAAAUUUUCAUAAAAUAGACAAGCGUUGAUGAAAUUGAAUCGUUUGCUAUAAUGUAUACAUUUAUGGAUCGCAAUUAUUUUUACUUUCGAGUCAUUAUGUCAUGCAAUAAAUUUGAUGUAUAUUAUAAGUCGUGAGUCUGUAGAUACAAAUAAUUAUUCUUUCAUAAAAUAGCUUUAACUGCGACAUGUUAGAGUAAACGAAGCGGCAAUAUGUAAAAGUUUAUUACACACGUGUGAGUGUGAGAGAACAUACACAUGUAUGUGAAUUAUAUAUAAAUAUAUAUAAUAAUAGAUGUCAUUAAAUACAUGGAUCAGAGCUAUUAAACUUGAUGACGUCAUAUGCUUGAUUAAGAGUCGACGAAAUGAUCGCGAAGGCUCAAUUAGCAUUAUUAUUAUAUCAGUUUAUAGCAAUAAUUAAACUGUAAGUUAGAAUUUUUUCUAUCGUUUAUAUUGAAAACAUUCAUAUAGAUAAGUCAUGUUAUUAGUUAAAGCAUUUAUCGAAUCGAAUGUAAAGUUAUAUAAAUGAUGUAAAUAAAAAAUUGAAUAAUGUA
This is a messenger RNA of Pogonomyrmex barbatus (red harvester ant), 1499 nucleotides long. RefSeq names its product Dephospho-CoA kinase (gene Dpck). The record is from RefSeq and is a predicted model, not a curated record. Gene Ontology annotation, molecular function: ATP binding; dephospho-CoA kinase activity. Lineage: Eukaryota; Metazoa; Arthropoda; Insecta; Hymenoptera; Formicidae. Gene Ontology annotation, biological process: coenzyme A biosynthetic process.